Molecule: messenger RNA, 2595 nt
Organism: Exophiala xenobiotica
Lineage: Eukaryota; Fungi; Ascomycota; Eurotiomycetes; Chaetothyriales; Herpotrichiellaceae
Exons: 4
Coding region: 126-2411 (761 amino acids)
Biological process (GO): carbohydrate metabolic process
Molecular function (GO): UDP-glycosyltransferase activity; hexosyltransferase activity
Source: RefSeq, a predicted model, not a curated record
CAACAACUCCCAUAACGACGACGAUGCGAAGAAGCAAGCUGUUCACCAGGCCUCCAUCGGACGCCACAUAGCAGACGAUGCUUUGAGUUUUGCGUCCACAGAGUUGAAAGAAUUGCAGCUGUACAAUGGGUUCCGGUGACGAAACAAACGACGAGGCGGCAGCGGGUAGACUCCGGCGUACCUCAGCCUACGAUACAACUACAGGCACUCUUGAGCACGAACAGGAUGGUCUGAGCACUGAAACGAGAAUAGGAGAUGAUGGGCGGGUUGAUAUCAACAUCACGGGGACGAGUACGAAACUUGCGACCCAGCUGGAGCAGAUCAACUUGGAUCUGAACCGCAUACAAGAAGAGCCUCGUGAGCCGGAGCCGCCACCGCCGUUUGUGGACGAGGCUGGCAGGCCGUUUCGAGCACCACCACCACUCAACAUUGUUAUGCAGGUCGUUGGGUCCAGAGGCGAUGUUCAGCCAUUCGUUGCGCUGGGGCAGGUCCUCAGGACUCAGUAUGGCCAUCGCGUCCGGCUCGCUACUCACGGCACGUUCAAGAAGUUCGUCGAGGAAAACGGGCUGGAAUUUUUCGACAUUGGCGGCGAUCCUGCCGAAUUGAUGGCCUUCAUGGUCAAGAACCCGGGCCUAAUUCCGGGGAUCAAAUCCUUGAAAGCAGGCGACGUGGGGAGGAGGCAAAAAGGCAUGGCGGAGAUUCUCGAGGGCUGCUGGAGAUCUUGCGCCGACUCUGAUGAAGUCCAAGGUGCUGACGGCAAUGGUCCAAGUCCACGAAGGAGACCGUUCGUUGCGAAUGCCAUCAUUGGCAACCCUCCCAGCUUCGCGCAUAUUCAUUGUGCACAGAAGCUAGGCAUCCCGCUGCACUUGAUGUUCACCAUGCCGUGGUCGCCGACUCGCGAGUUUCCCCAACCGAUCGCCAAUAUUCGUGGUUCCAACAAAGCCAGCGGACAGAUCACGAAUGAAAUGAGCUACACGCUGGUCGAUAUGAUGACCUGGGAAGGGUUAGGCGAGAUCACGAACAAGUUCAGAAAGCACACGCUAGGUCUGGGUUUACUAUCUCAGGCCGCAGCAGUGGAUUUGCUGUACCGGCUGCAGAUCCCGUAUACAUACUGCUGGUCACCCGCCUUGAUCCCAAAGCCCAAGGACUGGGGCCCUCACAUUACAAUAUCUGGGUUCUACUUCCUCUCAUUGGGAUCCAACUACCAACCCGACCCUGAUCUGGCCGAAUUUCUCGCUUCCGGUCCACCUCCAGUCUACAUUGGUUUCGGCUCUAUCGUCGUUGACGACCCCAACGCAAUGACCAAGCUCAUCUUCGACGCCGUCAAGAAGACCGGCCAACGCGCCCUUGUUUCAAAAGGCUGGGGCGGGCUAGGAGGCGACGAUCUCGGCAAGCCCGAAGGCGUCUUCAUGCUCGGCAACUGCCCGCACGACUGGCUCUUCCAACGAGUAUCCUGCGUGGUCCAUCAUGGUGGCGCAGGGACGACAGCAGCGGGAAUCGCACUCGGCCGACCGACAGUCAUCGUCCCCUUUUUCGGCGACCAGCCCUUUUGGGGUGCGAUGGUUGCUCGUGCCGGCGCAGGCCCAACGCCAAUCCCCUCGAAAGAGCUCACUGCCGACAGACUUGCUGAUGCCAUCCUCGAUGCCCUCAAACCUGCGACGCUUGAGCGUGCUCGCGAACUUGGGGAGCGCAUCAAAGAGGAAAAAGGCUGCGAAGUCGGCGCGGCAAGCUUCCACCGGCAAAUUGACGUCGACAGACUCCGAUGUACCGUAGCACCCAAUCGUCCUGCGGUGUGGUGGAUCAAGAACCAAGGCCAGCCGGGCUCCGGUGUCCGAUUGAGCGCAUUCGCAGCAACCACCCUUAGCAACGAAGGCCUUCUGGACGUCAACCAGCUCCGACUCUACCGGCCGUGCGAGUACCCUCUCGAAGAAGGCCAGUUCACUUGGGACCGCGGACCGAACCCGGUCUUGAGUACCGCGGGCUCUUACGCUUCUGCAAUUCUGCACAUCCCGCUCAAUAUCGCAAAAGCGUGGGGUGGCAUUGUGUACGAGCCGUACAAGGGUGCUCGGAAAGGCGGCUGGAAAGGCUUUGGCAAAGGAUUGGGCAAGGGUAUUGGUCACUUCCUCGUCCGUCAGAGGGGUAUUACGAUCAGCGGCAAGACGUACGGAGUGCGGGCGAUAUAUGACUCGCUGAAGAAGCAGUUCGGUGAUGACACGUUGAGUUUCAUCCUCGCCGUGCACUUUGCGCAGGGCUAUGAAGAGGUGAAAGCAUCGACCGAGGAGGAGCGACAGGAUGUGCUGAAUCAGUGGCACAAGCUAGACUUGGCCUUGCAGGUGGUCUCGAGUGAGUCGAGUCGGGCCGUUGCCCCGGACGUUGCGAGUCUGGCGAAAGCUUCGAGUCGCUAUUCCUGAUGACCAUGGAGCUUUGCCGGUGUGAAAGAUAGUACAAAGGACAUCUGUUUCGUUGGCCACGGGUCCUGGCGUACACCUCUUUAGGAAUGGCACAUAGAGCCGGGCUGAUUUUGGGAAUUUUUAAUGUAUCUGCUCAAGUUCUGGGCUGCCUUCUCGGAGCCAUCUGUCCCUUAAUGUCCUUCAG